AGGAGGCGGGAAAUGGCGUCUGGGUGCACAUCGCAGUAUCAGCUACUAGACGGUUCAUAAAAACAGCAAAGCAGAGAGGAAACAAGAAGAAAAGAAGAAGAAGCAGCUGCUGUCCGCACCGUGGCAGCCAGCAGUGCUUGAUCAGUCAACUCGUUUUCGAGAUACUGUGGAGUACUGUAAAUCUUACAUGUGGCUCUUAAAACAAUGAGGCUGAGAAUGCGGAAGGCAUCUCAGCAGUCGAGCCCUGCCCAUGCGCCCCGCACAUCCCGGACCAAGCGGAGGCAUUCAGAAGUGGAGGAGUGCACGCCGACAGGUGGCGGGAGAGGCCUGCUGUCCACCAUUAAGAAAUUAAUCAGAGGCAAUGCUGUGAAGGUAGAGCAGGAGAAACCAGCAAAGAAGACACGGCUCACCUGUGACGUCGACGACAACCUGAUCUCUUCCACACCACAAGGUGGCGAUGCCCCCAGGAGGACAAUCUCCAGGGUCAACGGGGAAGCGACAAACCAUGACACGAACCAUGACACGAGUAGUAAGCCUGUGAAGCCCAAUGGGAAGCUGGAGGAGGCGGCAGAGACUUUGACCAGUCCGCCUAGAACCACACUCCUGGGAACCAUCUUCUCUCCAGUCUUCAACUUCUUCUCACCAGCAAAUAAAAAUGCCACGUCAGGUUCGGACUCCCCAGACCAGGCGUUGGAGGCUGAGGAGAUCGUCAAGCAGCUGGACAUGGAGACUGUGGAGGAGACCCCCACCUGCACUGCCACCUCCACAGAGGAAGUGUGUACAACUAUGCCCCUUUACCCCAGCGACAUGCUGCCACCAUUGCGGGCUCCACAUCCUCCAGAAGUGCCUGUCGAGGAAGAGGAGGUCGUCACAGACAUGCCUGCUCUCACAGCCCCAGGCGCCACUCCAGAAGGAGGCUAUGUGGUGGCACAGCCCACAGCCCCUGCAGAGGGGACAUACGAGGAGGACUGGGAGGUCUUUGAUCCGUAUUUCUUCAUCAAGCAUGUACCUCCACUGACAGAGGAACAGCUGACCAGGAAGCCUGCUCUCCCACUAAAGACCCGCAGUACACCAGAGUUCUCCCUAGUCCUCGACCUGGAUGAGACAUUGGUGCACUGUAGCUUGAAUGAGCUGGACGAUGCAGCACUUACCUUCCCGGUCCUGUUUCAAGAUGUAAUUUACCAGGUGUAUGUGCGUUUAAGGCCGUUCUUCAGAGAGUUCCUGGAGCGCAUGUCUCAAAUCUAUGAGAUCAUUCUCUUCACUGCCUCUAAGAAGGUUUAUGCAGACAAGUUGCUCAACAUCUUGGAUCCCAAGAAACAGUUGGUUAGACACAGGUUAUUUCGUGAGCAUUGUGUCUGUGUACAAGGGAACUACAUCAAGGACCUGAACAUCCUUGGAAGAGACCUGUCCAAGACUGUCAUCAUUGACAAUUCACCUCAAGCCUUUGCAUAUCAGCUUUCCAAUGGGAUUCCCAUUGAGAGCUGGUUCAUGGACAAAAAUGACAACGAACUCCUGAAGCUUGUCCCGUUCUUGGAGAAGCUUGUUGAGCUGAACGAGGAUGUGAGGCCACAUGUUCGAGAACGGUUUCGUCUGCACGAGCUUCUUCCCCCAGACUGAUCCCUGGAAUAGACGGACAGAAGAAAUAACGAAUGAUUGAAUAAACCAACACAGACAUGUAAAAAGCCCUCUUUUGGAUUGUAACAUUGCCAUUACUGUUGAAGGUUUCACUUUUUUUCUAUUUUUACCCCACAGUUUUUUUGCAUCGAUAACAACAAAGUGCAAAGUCUCAAUUUUUUUCACAGCAACAUCUGGUUAAAAAAUAAUUUAUAAAGCCACAUGUUUAGAUCACAUUACUGUGGGCAAGAUCAAGAAGGCUCCUCCUUUUGACUGGCUUUUUUUCAGUAGCAGUUUCUUUCUCCUUGCUGCCUAUCGGAGGGGCCAAGGUGCUGUCUGUCUGGUUGGACUGAAUGUGUUAGCUGACAGAGAAGAGGAUUAUUCUUGCUCCCUUUGGUGCUUUCAUGGGACUGUUGACAGUGACACUCAUUGGCUUUAGACCAAUUUUUAACAGGAAUGGCCAGUAAAGUGUGUAUGGGUACAUAGCCCAUCUUUUUCUUUCCAUCUUGGGAUUUUAUAAACGUUUUACCAGUAGCCUAUAGGAUCUCAUUAUGCAUUCCUCUUGCUGAAUUAAUUUUUUUGUUGUUGUAGACACUCAUUGUAACCGCAAUGUGUUCUUUUACCCCAUUUCACAAUGUUGUAUUGUUUGCUUUUUUUCUGGCUAUGUUUUAUGUAGGUGUUCUCCCAGGCUGUUGAUUGGAAAAUAAUAUUGAUGAUGAUAUGGUAGGAUAUCCCCAUGAUAUGUCAAAUCAAAUUGAACGAAUUCAGAACUUCCUGUAUAAUGUGUACUUCUGUUUAAACAAUAGUUGGCUUUGUUUGAAUUAAUAGGACACUUUGCCAAAAAAUCUAUCAAUUAGUAUAACUUUCAAGAAAUUUGCAUCAAUGGACAGUUCAUUGUUUGUGACUAAAUGUCCCCCACUUCUCAAGUGACGUGUUACUGACUUUUUAUUUUAUAGUAACAUUUUUAUUUGUCAUUCAUAUAUUUCAAUGUAUUUUUACUCAACCAAGGUUUUAUUUUUAUGGAUAUGUCUAGUAUUGAAUUAUAACUAAUGUAGAUUGGCUCUGUCAGCAUCUCACCCCUGUCUGUUACUGGGGGCAUAUGGAUGGUCCUGAAACAGCCCAAUGUGUAGCACCACCAGCAUAUAAACAGCAAGCCUCAUCACUGUGGUAUAAACCCAA
This is a messenger RNA of Salvelinus namaycush (lake trout), 2793 nucleotides long. RefSeq names its product CTD small phosphatase-like protein 2-B. Bases 205 to 1617 code for a protein of 470 amino acids. Lineage: Eukaryota; Metazoa; Chordata; Actinopteri; Salmoniformes; Salmonidae. The record is from RefSeq and is a predicted model, not a curated record. The transcript has 13 exons. Gene Ontology annotation, molecular function: phosphoprotein phosphatase activity.